CCGCUCUUCCCCCCCCGCCUUGGCUGGCAGUAGCCAUGGCGGGGAGUAAUAGCGGUGCUGCUGCGGCGGCGGCCGCGGCCGCCAACCUGAAUGCGGUGAGGGAGACCAUGGACGUUUUGCUUGAAAUUUCAAGAAUAUUGAAUACUGGCUUGGAUAUGGAAACACUCUCUAUUUGUGUACGUCUAUGUGAGCAAGGAAUAAACCCAGAGGCCUUAUCCUCUGUCAUUAAAGAACUUCGAAAGGCCACAGAAGCACUAAAGGCUGCUGAAAAUAUGACAAGCUGACUUCAUAGAGGGAUCUCUUGAUGAGAUGAGCAUCAAGAUCUGGAACAUUAGAAGAUUGCACACUGGAAUGAAAUUACUUUACAGCAAUGUAAAAUUAACAAACCAUAGCUUUAUACAUAGUGGGAAGUAGCUUAUUGAGAUAUUAUCAGAUUACUGUUUAGUUCACAUCUUUAUUUCUUUUAACAGUCCUAAUGAUUUACACAUAAUAGGCUGUUAUUUAUAUAUUCUUUAUUUAUAGCUUUCAAAGGUUUAAUUUUAUAACUCUGUCAAAUAUUGCACAUUUGCUGUACCUAGUGGAAACUAUCAACACUGAUGCAGUAGUUGUGACUUGUUGACAUUUCCAUUAUAAACUCUCAUUUUGAAUUAUUUAUGUAUAAUAACUUCAUGGUUUUACUUUUCACUAGGCUGGAAGAAUGCAGAAUUUCAGAGAGUGUGUCAGUUUUUAUUUAAAUCCAUUGUGUGUCAAUUUUGUUUUGUACAAAAGCAUGUUAAUUUCUUAUAGUCUCUACUAUUGUAACUAAAAGACUUAGUUUGUUAACAAUUUACCUGAAAUUGAAUAAUGUGAACUAGAUCACUUUUUUAUUAAAAAUAAACUUUGGAAACAGCUAUUAGUUGCUGUUUGAAUCAUCUAAAGUUAAUGAGAGUAUUUUAGUUAAUAUUUUGCCUUUUAAGAUUUACACUGUUAUCACUCAGUCCUCAGUAAUAAUGUAUUUAUGAUAAUGUGACCAACAUGCAAAAUCUCUUGUUUAGUAAAAAAUAGUUUGGUUGCUGAAUAAGAGAUUAUCAAAUCUUCAUUCAUUGUAUGAAAAUUCUUUUAAAGUUUAAAUUUAACUUUUUUUUUUUUUUAAGAAAAAAAGAUUUCAAGUCAUUAUACAAAGACUAAAUAAAAUAGGCCAAAUACCAAGAAUUGUUAGACUGUGCCUUCUUAAAAUCACUUUUGUGAUAUUAUUUGAUCCUGACAGUUCUGUUUCUGAGUGGUGCAGUAAAGAGGGAUUUUUAGAAAGGACAGAGUAUAGAAAUAAAGAACUAAUGUUACUGAUUCUCUCUAUAUCAUUGCUUGUUUUUAUGGAAUAUUAAUGUACUUCUUAAAAAGGCUUCUGCUUCCUCCACUGUUGCUUUUAAAAUAUAAGCAGAAUUUUUUUCAUCACUUUAUCAUUCAAAGACAUGUGGAAUUCACUGGAAAACUUGUGUUUAGGAGGAAUAAGUAGCCAAAUCUGUUUAUAAUUGUCCAGAGAUGGAAGGAUAAAGGAGGGCAGGGAGUAAUAACUUUCAAGAUCAAGAACAUAAAAACUGUAUGUUAAUAUUUUUAGACUGCUAACAUCUAUAGAAAAUGAACUCUUUUGGUUUGCUUUUAAAUAAAAAACUUUGCAUCUGGCUCUUAAGUCUGAAAAUGAAAAGCAAUUUAGAGCAUUCAAUCUUAAUUUUUUUCUUCUAAUGUAAUAGCCCACAUUCAGCUUGUGAAUUUAUAAUGUCAUAAAUUAAGUUAUAUGGGAAACACAGGAAAAAAAUGUGGGAAGAGGUCUAUGUUUACAGAGGGCUUCCUGAAUGUGUUACAUUUCUGAAAUGUAAAUCUAUUUUUUUAAUGCAUAUUCAUAAUCUUGCAAAGGAUAUUUAAGGAAAUGAAACAAACAAUAACUGUAAAAUCACAGUCUUGUGCAUGUUAUCACUGACAAUAAAACUGAAUAGUCUUGAAAAGUA
Messenger RNA from Trichosurus vulpecula (common brushtail), 1982 nucleotides. It is a transcript of the gene MZT1, whose product is annotated as mitotic spindle organizing protein 1. Gene Ontology annotation, biological process: mitotic spindle assembly; microtubule nucleation by interphase microtubule organizing center; gamma-tubulin complex localization. Gene Ontology annotation, cellular component: centrosome; interphase microtubule organizing center; spindle. NCBI's taxonomy places the organism in Eukaryota, Metazoa, Chordata, Mammalia, Diprotodontia, Phalangeridae. The record is from RefSeq and is a predicted model, not a curated record. Bases 36 to 284 code for a protein of 82 amino acids. The transcript has 3 exons.